This is a messenger RNA of Drosophila suzukii, 1510 nucleotides long. The record is from RefSeq and is a predicted model, not a curated record. NCBI's taxonomy places the organism in Eukaryota, Metazoa, Arthropoda, Insecta, Diptera, Drosophilidae.
CCUUCACCAGAUAAUUUAUUUUUAGCUUAAAUGCCGCUAACAAUUUAAUCUAAAUUUUGCUUAAGCUGUCAUUAGCAAAAUUAAUCUCGAUGGUUACCUGCCAACUCCAGUCACCUGUCAGCUCAUGAUAUCAUCGGGCCUCAGCUUAAAUUGUCAUUAACCAAAUGCACCUGGUGUUCCAUUGCUUAAAGCAACCAUAUCCCAAAUUCAGUCGGAGUUUAAACCAAAACGGUCGAUCAUGUACGGAAUUUUUCAUCUCACGAGUGUUCCGAAACUUAACGCCUUAAUUCUGAGAUACAUUUUCCGUUACGCACAACUAAUUGGCGUCAUAUUUUUUUGCCUUAGAAAAAGUAAAGAUGGGGAAAGGGUAUCAAAUUGCAAAUGGAUCAAGUGGAUUGGUAUCACCCAUCGAAUUGUGACCUUCUGUAUCUUCAUUUAUUCGUAUUUUUUGGCUAUAAUUUUAACAAGUCAACCCGCCGCGAAAGUUCUUCAUGUUUUUCGACUUCUACUGAGCAUUCCCAUCGUUGCGCUUAUCUUGGGAUACCAGACUUUACGAGGUCCAGAAAUUAUAGAGCUUUUCAAUCAAUUUCUCCAACUUUUUCGGCAAGUGCGGAACUUGUUUAAACCGAAACCAAAUGGCUUUGGCGGCGGACGAGAGCUGAUUUUGAUCCUGCUAAAUUUGAUCUGCCUUUUCCAUGAGUUAACCUAUAUCUGGGUGGCAGAAAAGAAUUUUUCUUGGUACUUUUGGAUAUUCUGGUGGUGCGACGUUUCUGUUGUCACCGGCACUAACAUGUUCAUUCACCUCAAUUGUAUGGCCUAUCUGAGUAUUGGUGUCCUUUAUUCGGAGGUCAAUAAAUAUGUACGUACCCAUUUAGGAACCCAACUUCAGAAAAUGAAUACUGCGACCGACGAAAAAGAAAUAAGAAGAGCACACAAUCGACUGGAAAAGUGCAUACAUUUGUACAAAGAGAUAUAUAAUAUCAGCACUACUUUUCAGAGAAUUUUUGUGUUGCCUCUUUUUUUGGCUAUGAUAAAUAAGCUUUUGCUGAUCACCUCACUCGGUCUCAGGAUGAUUUUGGAUUUAGAGUACAGCAGUUUAAUUUUUUUGUUACUUAUGGUCAAACACAUAUUAGACCUCUUUCUGCUAACUAUUUCUGUUCAGGGUGCAUUGAACCAAUUUUGGAUUAUUCGACGGCCAAACUUGGAGAUCGGCGAGGCUGGUAAACUAAGAAAUUUUCAACGUACGCUGGAAAUAUUCUUCACCCAUCUAAAUAUUUACCAGUUCCGAGUUUCAAUUUUGGGCCUCUGUGAAAUUUCCAACCAGCUUUUCUUAAAGUUUUUAUCCGCACUGACAUGUUGGCUGGCUUUUAUUGCACAAUAUAGAAUGCAGAUAAGAAAUGUUUAUCAGAAUACCUAGACUUAACAAAAAAAAUGCAAUCGAAAAGUUUUAGGGACUCUAAUACUAACUCGAUUUUAAAUUGUAAGCCUCGAAAGCCUCUUAAAAUAAAAU